Molecule: messenger RNA, 4932 nt
Organism: Cherax quadricarinatus
Lineage: Eukaryota; Metazoa; Arthropoda; Malacostraca; Decapoda; Parastacidae
Source: RefSeq, a predicted model, not a curated record
AGAGGAGGUGGGCCGCUGCUCUGGCUACCGCAGCAGUAAGCGUUGGACACACAAGAGUUGCUGCCACUCCUGCAACGCCAGCUACAUCGCACCAUUAUGAAGUCUUUAAUUUUGACUGCUUUCGUCUUUUGUCUUUUUCUUCUGGUGCAGGAAGAAGUGGUUGGAGAGCAAAAUCCGUUAAAUGGUCAAAACAGAACAAUUGUAAAUGUGCGCAAGAGAGACAGAGGUGCUGAUCCACACAACAAUCAUGGAAAAGGUGACGUAAACAACAGGGCAAAUGAUGCUGGAAAACUCCGUCCGAGAAUCAGUGAGGUUAAUGUUAGUCCUGAUAAACUUAUGGAAGCAGAAGCAAGUCACCGUGUCCAGAACCAUAAAAAGAAUCGUCAAAUUAGGAAUAAGAAAAGAACUGAAAUUGUCAAGAAUCGGGAAAAUCGUCGCCAUACCAAGAAUAAGAAAGAACCUAGACGUGUGAAAGGUAAACAUCGUCGUACCAAGAAUAAGGAAGACAAUGGUCGUGGCAAGAAGACAGGCCUACAUGCCAUGAAUGGAGAAAAGCUUCAGGGUGGAAAAAAUGCUAAACAUUUCCGCCCUAAUGGAGGAAAAUUCCCAGGUAGACAGAAAAAAAGUAAACUUCAAGACGGUAAACGCAGGAGAAAGAAAGAAAGAAAAGGAUCAUCACAUCAAGAGAGUGGAAUAAGUAAUGGCGCUAAGAAUAGCGCUAAGGUGAAGAAUGAGAAUAACGCUGGAAGAAAGCGAAAUGAGAAAUCCCAGAGGCACAAAAACGGUAGUCGUCAAAAGACAAAAGUCACUAAAUCAAAGCAAAGAAAAUCAAGAAAGCGUCAAGACAAGGUAAAAGCAACCAAAUUAAAAAUGAGCCAAAAGAAAACCAGAAAAACGAAAAAAGGCAACAGAAAUAAAGUUGUGAAAAGGAAACAAAAGCUUAAGAAAAAUACCAAGAAACUUAUGAAAGGCCACAAAAAUAAAGCUGUGAAAAGGAAACAAAAGCUUAAGAAAAAUACCAAGAAGCUUAUGAAAGGCCUCAAAAAUAGGAAAACUGUGACAGGCAAACAUAGCAAAAAAACAUCAAAACAACGAGGGAAGAAAUUAAAGAAACACAAAAGCAAAGUCAACAGCAGAAAGAGAGGAGAAAACAAAAAACACAAGAAUGCAAAACAGAAAAAUAAAAACAAAAAUUACAGUGGGAAACCUGGCAGAAGUUCAGUAACGAAAAAGGAGCACAGAGAACAAAGUCCCUCUCGUUCCGGCGGCAACCAUAAACAAGAGUCCAGGAUAAAGUGUAAAACUGCUAAGAAGUGCACUAAAGCCGGAGGGAAGUGUCAGCCGAAAGGCAAGUGCAAGACCAAAGUUGCUGCAAAAAAAUGCAAGGGUACAUCAUGCGAAUGCUGUCUCUCAGCUUGUGCAAUUAAACCUAAAAAGAAAUGCACAAAGAACAAGGGCGUGUGCAAGACAAAGUGCGACGUGAAGGAGCGACUGAUUGCCAAGGGUUGCAUGAAGAAGAAGUGUGUGUGUUGUGCCAAGCCUUGCAAGCCCACGACAGUGUGCACCUCUCUAGGAGGUUACUGUGUGCAGAGCAAGAAGUCCUGUGUUGGUUUGGUCGACAAGGAUGAAUGCAAGGGAGCCAAAUGCUUCUGUUGUUAUCCAAUAACAACGACCACCACCUCUACAGUUACAACUCCGCCAACAUCCACAGUAGCUGCUACAACAACAAAUGCAACUGCUGCAGUUUCAACAUCCAAUACAACUACUACAACAUCAUCUAAUACAUCUGCUACGACAACAUCUAAUACAACUACGACAGCAUCAAAUACAUCUGCUACGACAGCAUCUAGCACUACUGCUACAACAUCAACAACUAAUACAACUGCUACAGCAUCAACAACUAAUACAACCACUACACUAUCAACUAGUACAACCGCUACAACAUCAACAACUAAUACAACCGCUACAACAUCAACAACUAAUACAACCGCUACAUCAACAACUAAUACAACUGCUACAACAUCAACAACUAAUACAACCGCUACAACAUCAACAACUAAUACAACUGCUACAACAUCAACAACUAAUACAACUGCUUCAGCAUCAACAACUAAUACAACUGCUACAACAUCAACAACUAAUACAACCGCUACAACAUCAACAUCUAACACUGCUACAACUACAUCCACCAACGCUACUCUGGCUAACCUCACUGCGGAGCUCAACCAACUGCUCUCUGCCAUAAAUACCACAAAUCAAGUGAUUGCGUCUCUUCAAACCAUGCUAACUCUACUCACAAAUCUUGCUAACGCAAUCAAUGCUUCGAUUAUCGGAAGGAGAAAGCGUGACACCCCGCAAGAUAUCCUGGGGAUUGUUGGGAUUACUGCAGAAAUAGAGAUCGCGAUUUUACAAGGGAACACCAAUGGUUUAAAUCUACUAGCUGCCUCACUGAACACGAAGCAAAGCAGUGUGAUACAAGCAAUACAGAUGUAUUCCAAUGGGACUUUGUCAAAUAGUAACAACCUUCAAGUGGCCGUCAUAACAGCCAUUCUCAACAUAAAUACUUGUCUAAACAUUGCAGGAGCACUGAGAAGCAGCCAGUCAAGCAGUAUAGCAAUCAUACAGGUACAAAUCAGCGCACUAGGGGGAACCACGGUCACUGUGCCAACCGUCUCUGUCAUCAUACCCACCUUCAUUACUGUUACAGUUGCCUCCACGAGCACCACAACCCCAGCUAGUACUACAAAUUCCGCAAGUACAGUUUCAACAGGUACAGCAACUUCAACAGGUACAACAACUUCAACAGGUACACCAACUUCAGCAGGUACACCAACUUCAGCUGGUACAACCUCAGCAGGUACACCAACUUUAGCAGGUACAACCUCACCAGGUACAGCAACUUCAACAGGUACAACAACUUCAACAUCUUCACCAUCAACCACCACAAUUAAUGCACCAACGACAACCACCAAUGCGACGCUCACUAACCUCACUGCACAACUCAACCAACUGUUAACUUCCUUAAAUGCAACAGAUCAAGCGAUUUUGGCCCUUCAGUCCAUUGAAACUGUACUUACCAAUCUUGCCAACGUAGUUAACGCGUCCAUUGUUGGAAGAAGGAAACGAGAUAUCUCAACAACGAUCCUGACCAUUGCGCAGAUUACCACAAGCAUGCAAACCGCGAUAACCCAAGGAAAUGAUAAUGAUCUAAAUAGUCUAACACUCCAACUAACAACAAUACAGGUUACGGUGGUACAGACAAUACAAAUGAUAGUCAGUAGGACAUAUAUACCCAACGCUGGACUUCUAACUUUUGUGCAAUCAACAAUUACCACCGUUUCAACGUGUAUUAGUGUCGCAGUAACUAGGAGGACUCAGGUGCUGAGUAACAUUAACAACGUACAGAAACAAAUCAUCCAAAGAGGAGGAACAACUGUUACUGUACCACCAGUACCAUCUGUUGUUGUUACCACCAUCACUUUUCCUGUAACUACCACUCCCGUUGUUGUAACCACUACUCCCGUUCUUGUAACCACUACUCCCGUUCUUGUAACCACUACUCCCGUUCUUGUAACCACCACUCCUAUUUAUGUAACCACCAAUCAGGUUCAUGUAACAACCACUACCGUUGUUGUAACCACCACUCCUGUUGUAACCACCACUCCUGUUGUAACCACUACUCCCAUUGUUGUAACCACCACUCCCGUUGUUGCAACCACUACUCCCGUUCCUAUAACCACCACUCCUGUUGUGGUUACCAUUACUCCCGUUGUUGUUACCACCACUCCUGUUCAUGUAACCACCAUGCCUGUUGUUGUAACCACCACUCCUGUUUAUGUAACCACCAACACUGUUAUAGAAACUACUACCACUAGUACUGAAACUUCGACCACUGGUACUGGAAACACCACCACUGGUACUGAAACCACCACCACUGGUAUUGAAAUUACCACCAUUGGUACAGGAACCACCGCCACUGGUACUGGAACCACCACCACUGGUACUGGAACCACCACCACUGGUACUGGAACCGCCACCACCACAACUGGUAUUGAAACUACCACCACUGGUCCUGGAACCACCACCAUUGGUACUGGAACCACCACCACUGGUACUGGAACCACCACCAUUGGUAUUGAAACUACCACCAUUAGUAGUGAAACUACCACCACUGGUACUGGAACCACCACUACUGGUAUUGAAACUACCACCAUUGGUACUGGAACCACUACCAUUGGUACUGGAACCACCAACACUGGUACCGGAACCACCACCAUUGGUACUGGAACCACCACUGCUGGUACUGAAGCCACCACAACUGGUAUUGAGACUACCACCACUGGUACUGGAACCACCACAGCUGGUACUGAAGCCACCACAACUGGUAUUGAGACUACCACCACUGGUACUGGAACCACAAUCACUGGUAUUGAAACUACCACCACUGGUAUUGAAACCACCACCAAUGGUAUUGAAACUACCACCACUGGUACUGGAACCACCACCACUGAUACUGGAACCACCACCAUUGGUAUUGAAACUACCACCAUUGGUAGUGAAAUUACCUCCACUGGUACUGGAACCACCAUCACUGGUAUUGAAACUACCACAACUGAUAUUGAAACCACCACCACUGCUGCUGAAACCACCACAACUUGCCACUUGCCUUCUGGAGGCUCAGGGAAGACUCCAGGCUGUCCUACCUGGGCCACUAACUGGAGCCUGGAGAUCAGAGUGGCCAUAUCACUAGCUCAUGUGCUUCACAAGAUAGUUGUGCCGCCUGAGCAGCUAGUUUAUUAUGCACCCGCAGCUUAUCUUCAGUCAAGCUAUGGCACACCUAGCAAUCGAGCUAUGGCACACCUAGCAAUCAAGCUACAGCCAUCUAGCAGUCAAGCUACGGCACACCUAGCAGUCGAGCUAUGGGACACCUAG